This is a messenger RNA of Cornus florida, 4899 nucleotides long. Its product is annotated as sister chromatid cohesion protein PDS5 homolog B. The coding region runs from base 326 to 4546 and encodes 1406 amino acids. Gene Ontology annotation, cellular component: chromatin; nucleus. NCBI's taxonomy places the organism in Eukaryota, Viridiplantae, Streptophyta, Magnoliopsida, Cornales, Cornaceae. Gene Ontology annotation, biological process: mitotic sister chromatid cohesion; DNA repair. The transcript has 30 exons. The record is from RefSeq and is a predicted model, not a curated record.
UUCAUUGUUAUAUCAUAACACCUAUAGAGAAAAUAAAAUUAGAAGGAAAAAAGAAAAAGUAAAAGGAAAAACAAUGAGCCGUCGGAUGUGCAUCAAUCACCACCACGUCGCAAAAACCAUCACGUUUCGCGCAUCGCCAGGGCGGGAAACUCAACCCCUCUCUCUCUCUCUCUCUCUCUCUCUCUAUAUCGCUUCUAUAUCUUUUUAUUUCUCUGUCUAUAACUUACAUUCGGCGUCAAAGCUCACUGCACUCGACUCUUAAAACCCUCUCAAUUCCAAUCCCUAAACCUAACCCACAAGGGCUUACAUCUUCUUUGCAGCGGCAAUGGCCGAAGCCGAGGCCGCAAAGCGACUCAUUUCCGAUAUCGGUAAACAACUCGCCGCACAAAAAACUUGCCCUAGGAAAGAUUUCCUCGUAAAAUUGCUUAAACAAGCUGCAAGUGCAUUUCCAGCAUUAGAUCAGUUGGCAUCACUAGAAUCUACCAUAAAGCCCCUGAGUGAUUCUCUCGUCAAGCAUAGACUGCUUCAGCAUAAAGAUAAAGAUAUUAGACUACUGGUGGCUAUGUGUUACUGUGAAAUUAUUCGGAUUCUUGCACCAAAUCCUGAUUUCAGUGAUGCAGUUUUUAGGGACAUAUUUAAACUAUUUCUCAGCAUGUUCGCGGAGCUCUCUGAUACCACGAGCCCAUAUUUUUCGAGGAGGGUAAAAGUAUUGGAGAUUGUUGCUAAACUCAAAUUUUGCGUGCUAAUGCUAGACACAGGAUGUGAAAAUUUAGUUCUUGAAAUGUUCAAAACCUUCUUUACUGUUGUGAGGGAACAUCAUCCACAAAGUUUGAUUAGUGCAAUGGUGUCUAUAAUGGCACUUAUUUUAAGAGAGAAAGCUUCCCAGCCGCUUUUAAAUGUGAUUUUGCAAAAUCUUCUGAAGGCUGGAAAGGGUGAAUCUACUGCUUCUUCACGUCUUGCCGUUUCAGUCAUCCAAAAUUGUGCGGACGAGCUUGAGCCCUUUGUUUGUGGGUUUUUAGUGUCUUGCAUAUCAGACAGAGAUGCUGUUGGGAGCGAGAUCAAAGAAUGUUACCAUGAAAUUAUAUUUGAAAUCUUCCAGUGUGCUCCUCGAAUGCUUCUUGCUGUCAUCCCAAAUUUGAGUCAAGAAUUGUUGACUGAUCAGGUUGAUGUUCGGAUAAAAGCUGUUAAUUUAUUUGCAAGACUUCUUGCUCUGCCUGGACUCCAUAUUGCUCAGCAAUAUCGCCAUCUCUUCGUAGAGUUUUUGAAAAGAUUCUCCGAUAAGUCUCCAGAAGUAAGACAAAGUGCCAUAUCAUGUGCUAAAGCUUUCUACAUGACCAAUCCAUCAAAGACAGAAUCAGAUGAAAUUCUCAAUGCACUUCAAGACCGACUACUAGAUUUUGAUGAUAAAGUCAGACUGGAAGCAGUGACUAUUGUGUGUGAUCUAGCAAUUUUUAACCUGAAACUUUUUCCCCUUGAGCGGUUACCUCGAAUUACUGAUCGACUUCGUGAUAAGAAGGUAUCUGUUAGAAAAAAAGCCUUGCAAAAGUUGCUGGAAGUUUACCGGGAUUAUUGUACCAAGUGUUCUGGAGGUAUCAUGACAAUCAGUGACCGCUUGGAACAGAUCCCAUGUGGAAUAUUGAUGCUUUGUUAUGAUAAAGAUUGUAAGGAGUUUAGGCCUCAAAACAUGGAGCUUUUGCUUGCAGAAGAUUUGUUUCCUGCUUCUCUUUCAAUUGAGGAGAGGACAUGGCACUGGAUCUCGUUGUUCACGCUUUUUAACGAACUUCAUACUAAGGCUUUGAACACUAUUUUAUCUCAAAAACAAAGGUUGCAAACUGAGAUGCAAAUUUACUUGGCUCUUCGGAGAAAAUCAGAGGAAGAUGACUCUGAAGAAGUGCAAAAGAGAAUUAAAACCUCUUUUGUGAAAAUGUCGGCAUCUUUCGCAGAUCCUGCCAAAGCAGAGGAGUGCUUUCAUAAACUGAACUUAAUAAAAGACAAUAACAUAUUUACUGCAUUGCUGCAGUUGUUGGAUGAAGUGAAUAUUAAAAACGGCCAGGCCACCAGAGAUGACUUUUUGAGGAAGAUAGGGGAUAAGCAUCCACAUUUUGGGUUUUUACGAUCACUCUCCAUGAAAUGCUUGUUUAAUAUAUUUAGUUCUGAGCAUGUCCGUUGUAUUUUGGAUCAUCUUUCCAGUGACAGAUUUGGAAAUAAGGAAUUGGAGGCUUCUUCCAUGAAACUUCUUCUGGCUAUCAUCAGCACUUUCCCCUCACUCCUGAGAGGGUCAGAAAAGCAGUUGCAAUUGUUGUUAUUGGACGAAGAUGACUCAUAUAAUGAUGAGCUAAUUCAGAUUUUAGCAAAAGCAGGCCCCCAUAUUUCUAUCAAAGUCAGUGAUAUUUACCCUUUCUUGGAGAGGAUUUGCCUUGAGGGAACUCGCACUCAAUCCAAACUUGCUGUUUCUGCAAUUGCUGCAUUAGUUGGUACCUCUGAGCAGUUCAUCUCGGUGUUACACAAGACACUUGUAGAUUAUCUGCACAGUGGGCAGAAUAUUCCAACCGUAUUGCAGUCCUUGGGCUGUAUGGCGCAACAUUUUGUUUCAACUUUUGAAUUCCAAGAUGGAGAGAUUACACAAUAUAUUGUUGAUAAAAUUAUUCGGGUAACUGAUGUGGAUAUGCCCGAUAAUCUAGGUUCAGGUGACGAUACUUCUGGGUGUAGCAGUUCUUGCAAAUUGAAGAUUUUUGGGCUUAAAGCACUUGUCAGAAGUUUCUUGCCACAUCGAGGAACUCUCGUUGGACACAAUAUUAACAAAUUGUUGGAUGUUUUGUUGCAAAUGCUGCAGAAGGGAGACAUUUCUGACUGUACAAUCUUAUGUAAAACUGACAAGGCUCACAUCAGAUUAGCUGCUGCAAAAUCUGUUCUCCGGCUUUCAAGAAGAUGGGAUUUGCAUAUUUCACCACAGAUCUUCCACCUCACAAUUUCGGUGGCCAAGGACUCCUCGUCAUUUGUACGCAGAUUGUUUGUCAGUAAAACACACAAGCUACUGAAGAAGCAUGCUUUACCAAGUAAAUAUGCGUGUGCUUUUGCAUUGGCCGCCUCAGAUUCCCUAAAAGAUCUGCAAGAUGAUUCCCUGAAAUACAUGGAAGAAUUUAUAAGGGAAUAUAGUAGAGGAGCGAGAGUUCACCAGACUUCUACAAUGCAAGGAGGAUUGAUAGAUCAUCCAGCAUACCUAGUGGUCUUCUUGAUCCAUGUUCUUGCUCACGAUACUGGUUUCCCACCUGAAAAUUGUCAAGAUGAAGGAAUUUAUGCUUGCUUUUGCAGCCCACUUGUUUUCACCUUGCAGGCAUUAGUCAAUGCUACUUUUCUUGACGGUGACUUGGACCUUGUGAAUGAUGCGAUCUCAUAUUUAUGUGGUAUUUUCAAUGCUAUUAAGAGGGCUGAGGAUGCUGUUGAUUAUCAGAGAACUACUAAACUUCAGAUUCUAGCAAGCUUUGGAAUCUCCAUCUUAAAUGUUUUCUGUCAUGGUGGCAUUUUGGUAUCACAUACCCCAGGUGUUAUUUUGCUGCCGUCGUCAUUUUACAGAAUUAGUCUUGGAGAAAAAAGAGAGCGUGGUUUUGAUGAAAAUAUUGUUGAGAGAAUGGUUCAUAGUUUCAAAUCACACAUCUCUCAGCAUGCUAGCACUCAAUCAAAAUGUGGCCAGAAAAGCCAAGACGACUGCUCACAGCCAGAUGUCAUUAAGUGUGACUCAUUAAACUUGGCAUUAUGCAGCGAUAGUGAUGUAUUAAAAAGUAGGAUAAGUGAACAAAGUGAGAGCCCAAAUGCACAUGGGAGGGAAACACAUGAAACUCUGAAGCAAGAGAUCAACCCUAGAGGAAGAAAAAAACGGGCCCUCUUUCCCUGCCCUCCUCGAUCAGUUGGAUUGCAUAAUGAUUUUUCUAUCGAUGAUGAGGACGAAAUGGGUGUGUUUGGAAAUUCUGAACCAAUUGUAGGAAAAGAACUUCCAUCAUCGUGUGAUUCUGUAACUACGGAUCCUUCACUAACUUUGAAGGAAGAUUUGAUAAAUUCUGCUUCUUUGAAAGAAAAUGACAGACUAACAAAACGUAACAAUACUGCUGAACCUUCAAAAGGUAUAGGAAACAGAUAUUCGGAUCCUUGCGGUUCAAAGGAAAUUGGAAAUAAGAACAAAGUGUUAAUCAGGCAGCAGAUUCAAUUAUGGUCUCCGAUUGAUAAAUGCUACAAUUCAGGCACAGUGGACCAGUUUGAUUCUCAAAACAAUACUUACAAGGAUUCAAAUGCUAUCUGUUCACUGUACUGUAAUUCUGGGGAGCACUCCUCUCAUAGUGGUCAAAGGGAAAUGGUUGAUGAAUUUAUAUGUGAUGUUCCCCAGAAAGAAAAUUUUCCAAAAAAGGGAAGGGCAAAUUUUCUCAAUAGAAGGAUUCCUGUGCCUGGGAAGGAAAAGAAGAGACUGACAAUUUCAGCAGACACAUCAACAUCAGAAGUCAUCGACGCAAAUAAGGAUACAAUUGCUCGUAGAACUCGGAGUCGGAAAGUUUGAGUUAUGUUCUGUUUUGCAGAAAGAACAGGCAUCAAAUCUUCUCUUUCUGGAGUGAGGCUAACAUUGUUCCAUGAAUAGCACGAAAAUAUUGUUUCCUACCCUUUUGUAUAUAUAUAUAUAUAUCUCAAGUGCUACUAGUGUGUGACCACCUCUUUGCAAGUAGCCUGAGUUUUGGACCUGAUUGUUGUGAAUAACUAAAUCAGUUGUUUGCUAAUCUAAUCAUGUUUAAGAUGAUGCAGAAUUUAAUGAGUUUACUGGUAGCUUAUUCUUACUGUUUGCUUAUUGAAAUUGUGUUGCUGCCAACUUGUGAUAAUUCAAGGGAACAUUUCUCUCUCUAUAUAAAUAUAGACAGA